AAAUAUAGCGGCAAUUGAUAAAUAAUGAUACAUUAGCAUCAAGAACAAUUUCAUUAUUGCCACCAUGACUGCUAUUGUUGAUAGUGAUAACAUAUUACUCAACAUUUCAUCCGAUGAAGUUAACGAUUUUAUAAGUGAGUACACAUUGGAAGGUAAAUGGGAUAGUGUAAUAAGGUUGUACAAUAAAUUUCCAGAACAAGCUCACACAGCAAUUAUCUCUGAUUCAGCUGGCACUCCAUUGCAUGUAGCCAUAGAUUUGGACGAAGAAGAUGUUGUCAAUGAGCUUGUGAAUGCAAUUUUAACACAUAAUAAUUUUGAGGCAUUGGAAAUGGUGAAUGAACGUGGAGACACACCAUUGCAUUUUGCAGCAUCAAGGGGUUUUGCAAGAAUAUGCAACUGUAUAAUUGGUAGUGAGAAUGAGAGGAUAUAUUUGUUGAGUUGUAAAAAUAAAAAUGGUGAGACACCUUUUUUUCAAGCUGCUGUUAAUUGGAGAAAACAAGCUUUUGCUUAUCUUGCUCAUAUUUCCAAAGGGAUGGUCAAUUUGCAAGAACUUGUACGAAAUGAUGGUGAUAGUAUUCUUCACACUGCUAUCCGAGGAGAAUAUUUCGAUUUGGCUGUGAUAAUAGUACAUCAAUAUGAUUACCUCAGCACACAUCUGAACAAAGAAGGAUCAACUCCUCUCAAAGUCCUUGCAGCUAGACCUUCAGCCUUCAAAAGUGCAAGCAACCUUUCAUGGUAUAAGCGAAUCCUAUACCACUGCAUACUCGUGGAACCACUGGAUCAUGAAAAAGCAAUGAGGUCAAAUUUGAGAAAGAUGGAGGCUGGUUCAGAUUCCAACAAGAUGAAGUUACCAGAUAACUAUACCACUUUAUAUGAGUUCGUUUCUAUAUUUGGAAAAACCCUUUUAAAGAAGAAAGAUGAAGACCCAGAAGAUCCAUCAAACAAAUCCAAAAAAAAAAAAGAAGAAGAUCCAUCAAACAAAUCAGAGAAAUAUCCUGUUGGAUUUUUGCCAAAAAAUUAUGAAACCUUUCUUGAAUUUGUCAAGUCUGCGUAUGUACACACUCUUGGCCUUUCAGGAGUAGAGUUGAAGGAUGUAAAGAUUGCAAAGAAGAAGCACACAUGGAGUAGUCAGCUGUUGAAGGUAUUGAUGAAAAGACCUUAUGCAGCAUUCACCGGUGCCGGUGGUCAACCACCUGAUACGGAAAUUGAUCCUAACAUUAUUAAUGUUUUUGAUCACCACUUCAAACAAGGUGAAACCAAUAGGUUCGAUGAACAAGAACAAAAACCUAAAGAAAAUGAGAUACAGAAAACCAUAUCAACUCCAAAUAAAACAAAGACGGAAACAAAACUUGAAAAUGAAAAGGAAGAAGUUGACAAAAAGGAGACACCAUUUUUGGUUGCAGCGAAAAAUGGAAUAGUUGAACUGGUUAACGAAUUUCUAGACAAAAUUCCAAGUGCCAUUCAUGACACAAACUCAAGGAAAGAAAAUGUAUUGCAUGUUGCAGUGAAGUCAAGACAACCCGUUAUUGUUGAGACAUUGAGAAUGAGAAUGAUUAAGCACUCAAAACCAGAACUUUGGAAUAACUUAAUUCUUGCAAUGGAUAAGGAGGAGAAUACAAUAUUGCAUUUGGCAGCAAAGGCACUAGGUGAUGGUAAACCUUGGCAGAUUGCUGGUUCUGCCUUACAAAUGAUGUGGGAUAUAAAAUGGUUUCAGUAUAUCAAAAGCCUUGUACCACAACACUUCUACUUUAGAAGCAACAACAAGGGCAAAACAUCAAGUGAAAUUUUCAAGACAACACACGAAAAUCUUAUACAAGAGAGCAGCAGUUGGCUAAAAGACACGUCAGAAUCCUGCUCCGUCGUAUCUGGCCUUGUAGCCGGUGUUUCCUUUGCCACAGCAAGCCAAGUACCUGGCGGCACAACCGAUGAAGGCAGUCCAGUAUUAGAAGGCAAGCCUGCAUUUGACGCCUUUGCCAUUUCUUCACUUAUCGGUCUUUGCUUCUCUGUUACCGGACUCAUCAUGUUCCUUUCAAUUCUCACUUCUCGUAAACAAGCCAAAGAUUUUCGUCGAGAUUUGCCACUGAAACUUCUUCUUGGGCUAAGUUCUCUCUUUGUGUCCAUUGCUUCAAUGUUUAUUUCAUUCUGCACUGGACAUUUUUUUCUGCUUAGCCAUAAUUUUAAGUCGAUUUUGUUCCCAAUUUAUGCAGCAACUUGUUUGCCUGUGACUUUCUAUGCCGUUGCACAAUUUCCUCUUUACUUUGAUCUUAUAACGUCUAUUUUAACUAAGGUUCCAACGGCAACUGAUAAAGGUGACAAUUUAUAAUUAAGUGUUUCCAUAGUAUGGUGUUGGAAAUAUUCAUAUGUAAUGCUUUUGAUUUGAUUUUUUGUUUUGCUGGUUAUGUUGGUGUGAUUAUGUUUGUGUUUAAGUUGUUGUAAAAUUUUGAGAAACAUGAUGUUUAAGUGUGUAAUAAUUUAUAUUUUUAUUUUACCAGGAGGAUGUAACUGAUUUAUGCUUGAUAAUCGAAUAAUAAUCACAUUA
Medicago truncatula (barrel medic) is the source of this 2539-nucleotide messenger RNA. RefSeq lists its product as uncharacterized. The coding region runs from base 65 to 2323 and encodes 752 amino acids. The transcript has 7 exons. Lineage: Eukaryota; Viridiplantae; Streptophyta; Magnoliopsida; Fabales; Fabaceae. Gene Ontology annotation, cellular component: membrane. The record is from RefSeq and is a predicted model, not a curated record. Gene Ontology annotation, molecular function: protein binding.